AAUUCCUGCCGUAUGUCAUCAUAACAAAAUGGGGAGUGAAACGUUACCUGACUAUAUAGAAAUACCUACUGAUGGGACUGAUGUCUGGGAAAUUGAUAUCAGGCAUCUGAAACUAGGAAACAAAGUUGCAUCUGGGUCUUAUGGUGAUCUGUAUAGAGGCACAUAUUGUAGUCAGGAUGUGGCUGUCAAGGUCCUGAAGCCUGACCACGUAAAUACAGACAUGUUGAGAGAAUUUUCACAGGAAGUUUAUAUAAUGAGGAAAAUAAGGCACAAGAACGUAGUGCAAUUCAUUGGUGCAUGCACACGACCUCCAAAUCUCUGCAUUGUGACUGAAUUCAUGGCUCGAGGAAGUAUAUAUGAUUUUCUGCAUAAGCAAAGGGGUGUUUUUAAGAUUCGAACUCUUCUCAAAGUAGCACUUGAUGUUUCCAAAGGAAUGAAUUAUCUGCACCAAAAUAAUAUUAUCCACAGGGACUUAAAAACUGCCAAUCUUCUGAUGGAUGAAAACGAAGUUGUUAAGGUUGCUGAUUUUGGGGUUGCCAGAGUGCAGGCUCAAUCGGGAGUGAUGACAGCUGAAACUGGAACGUAUCGUUGGAUGGCUCCAGAGGUUAUUGAGCACAAACCAUAUGAUCAUAAGGCAGAUGUUUUCAGCUUUGGAAUAGCACUCUGGGAACUUCUGACAGGAGAACUCCCAUAUUCAUAUUUAACUCCAUUACAAGCUGCAGUAGGUGUCGUUCAAAAGGGUCUACGGCCUACAAUCCCAAAACACACACAUCCUAAACUUGUUGAACUGCUCGAAAGAUGCUGGCGGCAUGAUCCAACUCAAAGGCCCCAUUUCCAUGAAAUUAUAGACAUUCUUCAACAAAUAGCAAAGGAGGUUGCAGAUGAUCGGGAAGAGCAACACAAGGAUAAACACAGUGGUUUCUUUUCAGCUCUGAGAAGGGCACAUCACUGAAAACUUCAGAGAAAGAGAGAAUGCUUAAUAACUUAUCUGAUCGUCUAGGGCAUUUUUAGUUGUACCUUGUAGUAUUUACAGUGUAGAGUGUCAUAUCUGAUUGGCACGUGAAUCUCAUCCGAGGAUUUUAUCUGUUAUCCUUCUUUGUUUCUAAUUUCUUUGUUGAGUGUUUCUGAUGUUGCGUGUUGUUUUACUUCUCCUGCUUCAUUUUUCCCCAGUUUGCACCUAACCUUCUGUAAAUAAGCGCCUUCUAAUUUUCCCUUGUGAUUGCUGAAACAUUUGUGUUUUACCA
Carica papaya (papaya) is the source of this 1244-nucleotide messenger RNA. The record is from RefSeq and is a predicted model, not a curated record. Lineage: Eukaryota; Viridiplantae; Streptophyta; Magnoliopsida; Brassicales; Caricaceae.